This is a messenger RNA of Vigna unguiculata (cowpea), 318 nucleotides long. NCBI's taxonomy places the organism in Eukaryota, Viridiplantae, Streptophyta, Magnoliopsida, Fabales, Fabaceae. The record is from RefSeq and is a predicted model, not a curated record.
AUGCCAACCUAUGCAAAGUUUAUGAAGGAAAUCCUCACAAAGAAGAGAAGAUUUAUUGAAGAGGAAACCAUAGAACUAGAGGCUGGAUGCAGUGCUAUCAUUCAGAAGAUGUUGCCUCCAAAGUUUAAGGAUCCUGGCAGCUUUACACUUCCAGUCACAAUUGGCAGCCUAGCUGUGGGGAAGGCCUUACUUUAUUUGGGAGCUAGCAUCAACUUGAUGCCUCUUUCUAUGCUCAAGAAGAUUGGGGAGUUGGAAAUCAAGCCCACUCGAAUGACAUUGCAACUGGCGGAUAAGUUAAUCAAAUACCCUCACGAAUGA